GAUUCGCUGUACCACAAAAAUGUUGAGUAAUCCCGUCUUUAAAUUAAUUUAUCUGUGCUUGUAUGCAAUUCCAACAUGUUCUAAAACUACUUUAUUUGGGAUGCGGAUAAAAUGUCGUGACUAUACUGAAACAACUGCAGGCACUGUAUACUUUAACUAUAAAGGCUUAAGUUAUAAAACAUCUAAAGACUUAAUGUGCCUAAAAAAUAACCAAAUAUUUAUACGUUUGUGCAACACUAAUACUGGGAAUUCGAUCCCAGACAUAGUAGAGUGCAACAUGAAAAAAAAUAAAAAUUCAUACUGCGCAGAUGAACUCUUUGAAAUUCGAAGGCCUAACCACGAUACAAUUUGCAUAAAAAUUGCAACUGCACUUCAAGCAUACGAUGAACAAUUUUGCUAUGGCUCAAAUGUUAUUAUACCAACAGACUUAACAAACUCAGAAAACUCCAAAGUAACUCAGUUUUUGAUAAAGAAAAAUAUAAGUGAUUAUUGGUUUCCAGUAAGGAGAUACAAUGCGUUUAUUCCAUUUGAAGUGCGUUUGGCGGGAAAAUCAUGGAGAAAAGUAGUAAAUAGAAAUCUUAUUCAGCUAACAAACAAAUCUGAUGAACACUGUUUAAGGCAUAGUCUAAAUAAACGGAGUACAAAUAACUCUAGAAAUGUUAUAGUCACUGAAAACUGCAAAACAUUUUUGAAUACAGUUUGCAUUUUUAUAUCACAGUUAAUAUCAAUUGCUGGAUGGCCAAACGGUUUUGGAGCUUUAAUCUUUCGUCCGCACGAAUCUUAUGGUAUUGAUUGGAGGAAAAAAACAAAAAUGCACGUCUAUGCCAAAGAGUACCUAAAAAAACGAAAUUGGCUCAGAACAAUAUUUACUAAUAUUGAUUACUUUUCCGAUCAUUUUGGAAAUAAGUAUAAUGUGUUAAUGAACACAUUUAAAAUGGUAAAGGUUAUAAACUUAAAAUGGAAUCCUGCUCUGAGCAAACGUAUUACUAAGUCAAAAAAUCCAGUUAAAAUGGUUUUGAAAAUGGAUGGAAAAUCUAAUACAUUAAUAAUUGUGGUGUAUAAUCGGAAUUAUUUGUGGGUACAUAAAGAACCGGAUGUUGGCGUUAAAUGUUUUACAUAUGCAAAGUAUGGCUUUUUAAAAAAUGCAAAUGUUGAUCUUAUUUGGGAGAACAAAGAAAAAACUUAUUCAAUUAUAGUUGAUUUGGUUUCAAGCUUUCGAAGCGAGUAUUGGCGUGAGGUUCACACCAUUUUAGAUUUUCAGCUAGUAUCAACCCGACGAUUAACAGUUGUUAAAUACAAACAAAGUAAUGGAUUUUUUGUUCACUGGAAUGUGUCUUGUAUUCAUAAAAAUAAUUUGUGUUACACUUUAAGAAUGGACUUCAAAGUCAUUAUUAAAAAACUAAGACGCCUUAUAAGCAGUAGAAAAAAACAAAGAAUAUUUAAUGAAUUUGAAGUACGCGAUGUUCGAAUUAUGAAUAUAGAAUACACCGUAAAUUUAUUACUUUUUUAUUUGAUUCACAUAACUGCAUCACUAAAAAUAUCAUCAGCUUAUAAUAGUGUUGAGGUAAUAAGCCACAACGACGAGUCUGGAAAAAUUAACACAUUUGCUCUUAAGCGAAUUAAGGUAAAACUAAACCAAUUAUUAAAAGAUUUCAGUAAAAACUCGAAAUUUCUCAUACGUAGUAGAGAUUACUGCUUUCCACAGCGAUAUCUUUCAACAAAUGGAGUGCAAAUCCAUUUAAACAUAGCGCAUACGGGAGAGCUUGGGAGUACAAAUAUAUUAUGUAUUAAAAAAAAUGGUAUGCCUCAUACUCGAUUAUGCCAGGGAGACUUUUUACAUGGAGAUCAUUGGACGGAUCUAAAAAAACCAGUCCUUUGCGAAAUUGCACAAAGUACUACACUAAUUUUGCAUAAGUUAAUGAAAACAAAUAUGCUCAAAUCGUCGCCGGUAAAAGUUUUAAGAACAGUUAAACAAAUUAUAAAAGAGAAAAAAAAAAAUUUACUUCCUCCGGAUAUACUUCUUAUUUCUAACAUCAUACAAGACACUGUUAAGAGCUUUUCAUCAAAUGUUUCGCUCGAAAGGACAAAUAGAGGCUCUAUUACAUGGAGAAAUAUUUUUUCGGAACUUAUGAACAUUUACAAUUUACUAGCUAGUAUUGACUUAAGAGUUAUAAAAAUGUCAGCUGAACUAAACGCAACAAACAAGUUAAUAGAGUCAGUUGAGCAUGCAUUUGACACUUUCUCAACAAUUUCAUUCUUUAAUAAAAUCGAUUUUGUUGAAGAUAAGCUUGCGUCAGAAUCAGACAAUGAAUUUAUAGACUAUGAGGAUAUUGGAGUUUCAGUACAAGUUUCAGAAUUUAUUUUAUAUUUCUCAAUUAGCCCGAAAAUAGCUAACGUGUCUGGAAUAGCAUUGUUUAAAAAUAAUAAGACAGAAGAAAUACGCCAAAAAUUAAAGGGAUUAUUUAUAAACGAACAUUACCGUUUUCUUCAAUCAAAUCAUGAAAUUAGUGACUUUGUCAUAAACCCGAACUUCCAACUUGGUGUGUAUUUACCGUUAGAACUUUUAGAUAGCCUAAAAGCAUUUUCUGAUUUGCUUGCUUCAUCUACCAGUAGAAACGACCCUACUAUUGUUAUUAAGGUAUACUCAAAUGAUAAGCUUUUCCAACAGUCUACAAAAACUAAAACAAUAUUAAGUCGUAUAGUGUCAGUAUCAUUGCCUGGAUACAGUUCAGUUCUCCCGGUACCAUUUCCACUUAUCCUUCGAAAAACAACAAGCUACGACGUCAAUAAGUCAGGGUCUUGUCAAUAUUGGAACUAUGGCGAAUGGUCUAGCGAUGGAGUACUGACGCCGAACCAUUCCGAUACAAUGGAAGGUAUCGCCCUUUGUCUUUUAAGCCAUUUGACACCAUUUGCAUAUAUUGUAGAGCAUAAUAUUUCUAAUAAUAAGGAUUCAGAUAUAAAUGAAGAACAAUUUCAUGAAGAUGGUACAGACAUUAUAAUAAUAGCUUGCUGCCUAAUAUCGCUUAUGGUAUACAGUAGUUUUUUAAUAUCUCUAAAGCAUUUGUUUAUUUUUGAAAAUAGAUUAAAUUAAAUUAAG
Drosophila elegans is the source of this 3097-nucleotide messenger RNA. RefSeq lists its product as uncharacterized. The coding region runs from base 20 to 3091 and encodes 1023 amino acids. The record is from RefSeq and is a predicted model, not a curated record. The transcript has 2 exons. Lineage: Eukaryota; Metazoa; Arthropoda; Insecta; Diptera; Drosophilidae.